AUGUCAGAUAAAUUUAGUAUUAAUGAAAUUUUGAGAUCAAAUUAUAAUACACAAAUUACAUUCACUGAUAUACAUAAAUCGAAUGAAAUAAUAUUACCUAUCACAACAAUUACAUCAUCUAUUUCAACGAAUCAUAAUCAUAAUUAUUCAAUGACAUCAUCAGAUCAUUCAUUGAAUUCAUCAACAUUCAAAGAGUUUCUAAUCGAUUCUAAUGUAAAACAAACAUUGGAAUCAUUAACACAUGAUAAUGAUAAAAAUAUUCAACACAUUUUAAAUUCCGCACAAUUUAAACGAUUUAUCAAUAUAUUAAAAUCAUUUAAAUAUUCAACUAUUAGUAAUCAAUUAUUGAAUGAAAUAAGAACAAAAUAUAUAGAAGAAUAUAAUAUAACAAAUCCUGUAAUUAUGAAAUAUUUAACACAUAUAUUUACUAAUAAUCCAAAUGUUAUCUUAAAUGAAUUAUCCAAAGAUAAUAUUAUUGAGCCAAGACGAAUUGGACAUCCUUAUCAGAGUAGAAUACCUAGAAAACGGAAAAAACCAAGAGCAUCAUUCACAAGAUAUCAAGUGACAACACUUGAAAAAAAGUUUCGUCAACAAAAGUACUUGGCUUCGACUGAGAGGAAUGAGCUAGCAAACCUGUUAAAAAUGACUGAUGUACAAGUGAAAACAUGGUUUCAAAAUCGUCGAACGAAAUGGAGGAGACAAACAAAUGAGGAACGUGAAACAGAAUGGAGGGCCACAGGACGUUUUUUAUUAAGUUUACAUUCUCAGCUGAAUUUACUUAAAGAAAACUUACAUAUGAGUAAUAGUCAAACAUUUUAUUCCACAGUGAGCGGUUAGACAUGUUCAAGAAUAACUAAAAUCAACUGAAAUAUGUAAACUAUUAGGCUGAUAUUCCUUGAAUUGAAUUUUUCCUUUAUCGUUUGGUCAUACACUCAUCUAACC
Molecule: messenger RNA, 942 nt
Organism: Schistosoma curassoni
Lineage: Eukaryota; Metazoa; Platyhelminthes; Trematoda; Strigeidida; Schistosomatidae
Source: the annotation of a GenBank genome assembly